Molecule: messenger RNA, 960 nt
Organism: Cooperia oncophora
Lineage: Eukaryota; Metazoa; Nematoda; Chromadorea; Rhabditida; Trichostrongylidae
Source: the annotation of a GenBank genome assembly
AUGAGUAUAUUAGAAUUUCAGGCGGCUUCCGAUAUAUCCGAGCAUGUCGUCGCGCGAAUUCGGGCUCUUGGUGAGAACGGAUCGCCCGAAUCUCUCCGAAAAUUGGAGGAGCAACUCGAAAAGUGUUUCGACUUGUUCCCUCUUCCUCAGUUCCGAAAUAUCGUGCUUGAAAACUUGAAACAGUUGCCAAAACUCCAAGACCGAUAUCUUGACAGUAUUAUGAAUGAUCGUGAUUUUUAUGACGCAUGCCCACUUUCUGUGAAACAGCAAAUUUGGCUGCGAAAUCUUGACUUGUUCAAGGAGGCGUAUAAGCCGUCUAUAGAUUCGUACCUAAAACGGAAGGAAGAUUUUUUGUUAUCCACUGAGCCAAUGGCUACCAACUUUUUCACAUUUGAAACUACAAAAGCACGUCGUCAAUGGAAAGAGAUCAAAGAUCUCAUUAUGUUUGUUGGUAAUCAUGAGGAAUUAUUCUUGGCCGUGAUGACAUAUAUUAGGGAGUUAUUUGCGUCUACAGAUUCUUGCCACGACUUCGCAUGGGUGUUCGGAGCGACAUGUAUGCGCGCCAUAGAACAUUUGGAAAGCGCACAAAUACACACAGCACUUCGCCACCCAUACCUUGACACAUUUCCAAAACUAUCCUCAACCCUGAAAGCAGUUGAUUUGGCUAUGGUAGCUGGCGACGUUCACGUGAUUCAUUUUCUUUGUUCAGUAACAAUAAGGAAGUUGCGGGAUUCUGCAGGAGCUCACAUGCCGCGUGAUAUGCACUCAGUUGUCGUACUUGUGCGUGUGUUGUCUUUGGGAUGUUGCGCUAAGGAUCUUGCCUUGGGCAAAGUACUUCCAACCGAGGUUGUGGAUUCUAUUUUCAUUACCAAGUUUCUCCCAGAAUUCACUUCUUUGAUGGUGGAAGACUGCAUCAGAGCAGAGCUCAUGCGCACGAACAGUGAUCUUGGAGAAGAAUAU